AUGAAGAAUGGGCGAAGAUAUACCCGUAGAUCGCUGCAAGACACUUGUGUCAAGCUAUGCUUCCAUGUGGCCCUUGCACCUCUCCUGCAGGUACCCCCUUGUCUCCUCCCCCAUCUUGUCUCAGCAGUUGGCAGCAGAGAAGAGAAUGGAACUCCUCUGCCAAAUCCUGCACCUCUCAGUGAAGCUGCAUCAUCCCCCAUCAUCUUCACCUCCCUUGGUCUCAGCAUUCAGCAGACUCUGGAACGUGACAAAGAUUUUACAAUGGAAGAAAAACAUAUCACACACCAGAAGGUUCACACUGGAGAGAAGCCAUAUCAGUGUUCUGAAUGUGACAAAGCUUUUACAUGGAAGUCACAUCUUAUCAUACACAAGAGGAUUCACACUGGAGAGAAGCCAUAUCAGUGUUCUGAAUGUGACAAAGCUUUUACAUGGAAGUCACAUCUUAUCACACACCAGAGGAUUCACACUGGAGAGAAGUCAUAUCAGUGUUCUGAAUGUGACAAAGCUUUUACACAGAAGUCACAUCUUAUCAUACACCAGAGGAUUCACACUGGAGAGAAGUCAUAUCAAUGUUCUGAAUGUGACAAAGCUUUUACAUGGAAGUCAAAUCUUAUCAUACACCAGAGGAUUCACACUGGAGAGAAACCACAUCAGUGUUCUGAAUGUGACAAAGCUUUUUUAACAAAGUCAACCCUUAUCAUACACCAGAGGAUUCACACUGGAGAGAAACCAUAUCAGUGUUCUGAAUGUGACAAAGCUUUUACACAGAAGUCAGAUCUUAUCAUACACCAGAGGAUCCACACUGGAGAGAAACCACAUCAGUGUUCUGAAUGUGGCAAAGCUUUUACAUGGAAGUCAUAUCUUAUCAUACACAGGAUGAUCCACACUGGAGAGAAGCCAUAUCAAUGUUCUGAAUGUGGCAAAGCUUUUACACAUAAGUCACAUCUUAUCACACACCAGAGGAUCCACACUGGAGAGAAGCCAUAUCAAUGUUCAGAAUGUGACAAAGCUUUUACAGGUAAUGCCGGGCUAAUCUAUCACCAGAGGAUUCACAAGCUUGAGCUGCAUAAAGGAAACUCCAGAAGAAGGGGCAAUAUUAAAGAAGUUGCAGCUGUCCCAUUAGGUUCACAGGCCCAAUGUCUUCCCACAAACUAG
This is a messenger RNA of Staurois parvus, 1155 nucleotides long. The record is from the annotation of a GenBank genome assembly. NCBI's taxonomy places the organism in Eukaryota, Metazoa, Chordata, Amphibia, Anura, Ranidae.